Messenger RNA from Drosophila elegans, 2740 nucleotides. RefSeq lists its product as uncharacterized. Gene Ontology annotation, cellular component: membrane. Bases 62 to 2728 code for a protein of 888 amino acids. Gene Ontology annotation, biological process: detection of chemical stimulus involved in sensory perception of taste; sensory perception of sweet taste. The transcript has 14 exons. The record is from RefSeq and is a predicted model, not a curated record. Lineage: Eukaryota; Metazoa; Arthropoda; Insecta; Diptera; Drosophilidae. Gene Ontology annotation, molecular function: sweet taste receptor activity.
CAGUGGUUCUUUUCAAGAAGCCAUCAAGCCAGUCCUCAUCAUCGCCCAAAUCUUUGCGUUAAUGCCAGUUCGAGGAAUCGGUUCCAAAUUCGCUGAUGAUCUGACCUUCACUUGGUUCGGUAUUCGAACCUAUUAUGCCCUGGUCACCAUCCUAUGUUUUGGAAUAACCUCCGGCUAUUUGGUGGCCUAUGUGACGAAUGUAUCAUUCGAUUUCGAUUCCGUGGAGACUCUGGUCUUCUAUUUAUCCAUUUUCCUAAUCUCGUUUUCAUUUUUGCAAUUGGCCAGGAAGUGGCCCAAAAUUGCUCAGGAGUGGCAGUUGGUGGAGGCUAAGUUACCACCUCUUAAAUUUCCCAAGGAAAGCAAAUCUCUGGCUCAGCAGAUCAAGAUAAUCACCUUUGUGGCCACCACUUGUUCUUUGGUGGAACACAUAAUGAGCAUGCUGUCUAUGGGCUACUAUGUGAACGACUGUCCCCGAUUUCCGGGUCAUCCCAUCGACAGUUUCCUGUACUUAAACUUCUCCUCGGUGUUUUAUUUUAUGGACUACACCCAUUUCCUGGGGCUCCUGGGAAAGGUUGUCAAUGUAUUGAGUACCUUUGCCUGGAACUUUAAUGAUAUCUUUGUGAUGGCUGUUAGUGUGGCUUUAGCUGCUCGUUUUCGGCAGCUAAAUGAUUACAUGAUGAGGGAGGCCAGAUUGCCCACUAGUGUAGACCAUUGGAUGCAGUGCAGGAUUAACUUUCGGAAUCUUUGUAAACUGUGCGAGGAGGUGGACGAUGCCAUAUCCCUCAUUACUUUACUUUGCUUCAGCAACAAUCUGUAUUUUAUUUGUGGAAAAAUCCUGAAGAGCAUGCAGGCUAAACCUUCGAUAAUGCAUACCCUGUACUUCUGGUUUUCCCUAGCCUAUCUACUUGGUCGUACUCUCAUCUUAUUGCUUUAUAGCUCCAGUAUCAAUGAUGAAUCGAAGCGACCUUUGGUCAUCUUUCGACUGGUUCCCAGAGAAUAUUGGUGCGAUGAGCUUAAACGAUUUUCGGAAGAAGUUCAGAUGGACAAUGUGGCUCUGACAGGCAUGAAGUUCUUUCGUCUCACACGCGGCGUAGUCAUUUCGGUGGCUGGUACAAUCGUGACCUACGAAUUAAUUUUGCUGCAGUUCAACGGCGCUAAAAAGGUGGCCGGCUGCUUUGAAAAUAAGUGCAAAACAACAGGUGUUUUUAAUGGUCACUGGGCCAGCUCACUGUGUGCCAGCUCAGUUGGCCGGGCAAAUCCUUUGGAGCAGUUUGCCUUUGGGAGUGGAAUCAGCAGGUCGCAGGAUGAAAUUCCUGCCCAAGAUGGGGCGCAAAUUGCGACGGUUGAAAACGAAGGUCAGGAAACUGGAUUUGGUUCACGAGAGAUUUAUUUUGACCUAUUGUUAUUUUGCUUAAGUGCCCGUAAGAAAGCCUUACAAGAAAGUUGCGAAACUUACAAAAAUCAUAUGGAGAAUGAAUUCGAAGUGCCGAGUAAAUUGCCCAAGCUAUCGCGAAGCACCAAGGAGGCAUUCCUCAGCGAUGGAACCUUCCACCAGGCAGUGGGCAGGGUGCUCCUCGUGGCCCAGUUCUUUGCCAUGAUGCCAGUUAAGGGAGUGACGGGUAAACAUCCAUCGAAUCUGAGCUUCUCGUGGCGUAGCAUUCGCACCUGCUUCUCUCUGCUUUUCAUCGCCUCGAGCUUGGCCAACUUUGGACUAUCGUUGUUUAAGGUCCUUAACAACCCAAUUAGUUUCAACAGUGUUAAGCCCAUCAUAUUCCGGGGAUCUGUUCUGGUGGUGCUGAUGGUGGCUCUGAAUCUGGCCAGGCAGUGGCCCCAGCUAAUGAUGUACUGGCACACGGUGGAGCAGGAUCUGCCGCAGUAUAAGACGCAGUUGGCCAGGUGGAAGAUGGGUCACACCAUUUCAAUGGUCAUGCUGGUGGGAAUGAUGCUGUCUUUUGCGGAGCACAUUCUGAGCAUGGUAUCGGCCAUAAACUAUGCCUCGUUUUGCAACCGCACCGCUGAUCCCAUCCAGAACUAUUUUCUACGCACCAACGACGAGAUCUUCUUUGUGGCCAGCUACUCCACUCCUUUGGCUAUUUGGGGCAAGUUCCAGAAUGUCUAUUCGACCUUCAUAUGGAACUAUAUGGACAUAUUUGUGAUGAUUGUCAGCAUUGGAUUGGCCUCCAAAUUUCAACAGCUCAACGAUGAUUUGCGAAAUUUUAAGGGAAUGAAUAUGUUACCCACUUACUGGUCGGAACGUCGCAUUCAAUACAGGAAUAUAUGCAUUCUAUGCGACAAAAUGGACAAUGCCAUAUCCCUUAUAACAAUGGUCUCCUUUUCCAAUAAUUUGUAUUUCAUUUGUGUGCAGUUGCUGCGCAGCUUAAACACCAUGCCCUCGGUGGCACAUGCUGUGUACUUCUAUUUCUCACUCAUCUUUCUCAUCGGCCGCACUUUGGCGGUUUCACUGUACUCCUCCAACGUUCAUGACGAAUCCCGGUUAACUUUGAGGUAUCUGCGCUGUGUUCCCAAAGAAUCCUGGUGUCCGGAGGUGAAGAGAUUUUCGGAGGAGGUAAUCAGCGAUGAGGUGGCCUUGAGUGGAAUGAAGUUUUUCCACCUCACAAGAAAACUGGUGUUGAGUGUUGCUGGCACCAUUGUCACCUACGAGCUCGUACUCAUCCAAUUUCAUGAGGACAACGAUUUGUGGGACUGCAAUCAGAGCUAUUACUCAUAAGAUUUAUUGCAU